Messenger RNA from Monomorium pharaonis (pharaoh ant), 9723 nucleotides. It is a transcript of the gene sim, whose product is annotated as single-minded homolog 2. The record is from RefSeq and is a predicted model, not a curated record. Gene Ontology annotation, biological process: regulation of transcription by RNA polymerase II. The coding region runs from base 2376 to 4442 and encodes 688 amino acids. Gene Ontology annotation, molecular function: RNA polymerase II transcription regulatory region sequence-specific DNA binding; DNA-binding transcription factor activity, RNA polymerase II-specific; protein dimerization activity. NCBI's taxonomy places the organism in Eukaryota, Metazoa, Arthropoda, Insecta, Hymenoptera, Formicidae. The transcript is spliced from 9 exons. Gene Ontology annotation, cellular component: nucleus; transcription regulator complex; cytoplasm.
ACAUGUAGAUACUCGCCCGUCAGGAGUAAGUAGAUAACAAAUUACCGGGGAAUAAACGAAAAGUGAUAAUUGAUACGCGCGAUCAUUAAUAACUCUAUCAAUGAGAAACCGGGUGGCUUCCGGCGACGGUAGCGCGUACUACCGCGGGCGGCUCCUCCGCGUUACAUCAAACCGGACGGCCGGUGACGCAAGAGAAUGACACACAGGAGGAGGGGGGGUGGGAAGGUGCGAGAGGAGGACAGGGGCGCGAAGGCGGCGGCGACGGAUAGGAGCUCACCGCCAGGCGGCUGUUGGUCCACGCUGUAGGGGCAGGUAGGGGAGAGGGAGUCCAGCGGAGUGUGUACGGUGCAUCCAGUUGUGCCAGGGCCAAAUACCGCGCGGCGCUGUGUAAAUCCUGCUGCACACGUGCGACACGUAACCCAGCGGUAGCGGCCUGAUGAAUUGAUUCCGGACGGGGGGGGGAUGGGGGAGGGGGUGCCACAGAUUCUCGACGUACGAGACCCCCCGGAGAAUCCGAGGAUCCGCGCGCGCUAGAAGAGGGUGCUUGCUUCGACUCGCCGCCGCCGGUGCGAGUAUACCGCGAAGUACGAACGCGAGGCGCGAAGGGGAUGAUCGCGCCGAGAUGACGCGCGACCGUCGCGGGGAGAACGUGUGAGAAAGAGAGAGAGAUUCGCCUCGCGAGGUGCCACGACGUGAAGACGUUAACUGCAACACAUGUUCGGGGGGGGAGGGAGGGAGGGAGAAGAAGACACCCGAUGGAAGACGGCCCACGGAAAGGAAUCUCUAUACCGCCGCCGGGCGCGGGUUGCACGGGUUCGAGUUGUGCACGAGACCGUGAGUCUAUACCCCCGAGAGAUGCCGAUUACGUUUUAGCAUGACCGAGCGGGACUGAUCGGCGCCCUAUCGCGUGUGCGUGUUGCGUCGGCGGCGUGGAUGAGCGAAAGAAAAGACGUCGCUCGAGUGACUGGCGCGCUUUGAUUUUACGCCGGAGUGUUCGGCGCGUGUUCGUGUGUCCGCGACGCUUGAGAGACACCGGAAGUCUUGUUGUUUUUUGAACACUAUGUGAAUUAUGCGACGAGAGCUCGGGAGGAAUCUCGGAGGGGUAGGAAGAGCGAGGGGCGGUCGCGCGAGGGAUCCCGCUCCAGUUUCGUCUGCACGCUCGCGAAUUUCAACGUCGUUUAAGGAAGAGUGACCCUCUCCUCGGUUUGUCGGCGUGAAUUACAGCGCGAAUUACUCGAUCAAUGUACUGUUAAGUGCGGCGAGUAACAUCCUUUUAGCUGCUUCCGAAGGCGAGACGGAGCGACGGGCUGCGCGAGUGCGAUCGGUCCGAGCGUCUGGCACGAUACGUCCGCGAAAAGAAAUCCCGUACUAACUGACGAAUCAACGUAGCCGGUGCGCUUUGGUGUGGUUUUUUUUUGCCGCGACGGAGGAUUUAGAGGGAGACGGUUUAUCGAUACAUCUCGGGAUGGAGAUAAGAAGUCUGAGAAAAGUGCGAGAUAAGAAAUCCGGACGUAAAAGGGAUACGUUUCGUGCUGAUUUCCACGACUUUAAUUAAUUGAGAAGAUCGUUAAACGGUAUAUAAUGACUGUGGUAAAAGAAGAAAGUAAAUCUGAACGAUAACGAAAUAAUAUAGCGAUUUUAAUCGGAGCGGUUUAUACGUGAGCCAAGUAGUAGUGUGAAAAUGUGUGCGUCGAAAUUAAAGUAAAAAAGUAAAAGAGUGAAAGAUCACUGCGAGAUAUAGUUUUGAAACAAGCUUAAAAUGUUGAUCGCUAAACACGAAAAAUUCGCGCUAUUUAACUGUGCAAUAAUAACGAAUAGAUCCGCGACGUAGUGCAAUAAUAACGAAUAUAGGUUGUGUAACAGAAACGCUUAAAUAUAAUAAAUUAUGAAAGACUAAAAUUGAUAGUCCGUAUAAAAUUAAUUCGAUCAAUUUGACGAUCUGUCAGCGAAUCGAUGGUGUCAACGAGCCUCAAAAUCGCGCGGCGGCGAUACGAGUGAGGAGAUCGGAGAGUUGUGAUCGGAAAAUGGCGAGGAAAUUCGAGGCGUCGCUGGAAAUGUGUCAAGCACCGUCGGCUUGAUAAAAGUGCACGUCUCCAAGGAAGUCGAGCGAAAUCAGAGGGAGCCUGCCGAGGGAGAUUAAUUGGUUCCACCCACUCUUCUUCCCCUCCCCGGUGGACCCCAAUGAGAGAUAAAAGCGAGCACUCGCUAAAGGCGGCAGUUCUCCUACAGACACGCUGGACCUGAGCUCAAAUCACCACCACCACCACCACCACCACCACCAUCAUCAUCAUCAUCCUCUUCAUAUCAACAAUCACAGCAACAAUUCGAACGACAUCGUUAGCUCCACUACGUCUGCUGGCGCGCAGGAAACCGUGAUGAAAGAGAAAAGCAAAAACGCAGCGCGGUCGCGCCGCGUUAAGGAGAAUCAGGAGUUUCUGGAGCUGGCGAAGCUACUGCCACUUCCGGCCGCCAUUACUACGCAACUGGACAAGGCCAGCAUCAUCAGGCUGACCACCAGCUAUCUCAAGAUGAGAGCUGUCUUUCCUCAUGGUCUCGGAGAUGAAUGGGGUGCCGCGCCACCGCCCAACAAUCCCUUAGAGACCACCAUCAAGGAAUUGGGCUCGCAUCUUUUACAAACACUGGACGGCUUCAUUUUUGUCGUAGCACCGGAUGGGAAAAUUAUGUACAUAAGCGAGACAGCUAGCGUGCACUUAGGUUUGUCGCAGGUCGAAUUAACGGGAAACAGCAUAUUCGAGUACAUUUAUCCGGAUGAUCGCGACGAGAUGAUUUCCGUGCUGAAUCAACCGCCUGCGAAUCUCCCGGGUUUCAUAUACCCACCGCCGAAUUCGCGAGGUGAAAUCGAGCUGGAACGUGCCUUUCUCCUUAGGAUGAAGUGCAUUCUAGCGAAGAGGAACGCAGGCCUUGUUACGGAAGGAUACAAGGUCAUACACUGUUCCGGUUACUUAAAAUGUGUCAUGGAGGCUCCUAUCGGAACAGAAUAUGAAAACGGUGUUGGUUACCGUAAUGUCGGUCUAAUGGCGGUCGGCCAUUCAUUGCCGACAAGUUCGAUAACCGAAAUUAAAUUGCACCAUAACAUGUUCAUGUUCCGAGCGUCACUCGAUCUGAGGAUCAUAUUCAUCGAUUCGAGAGCAGCUCAGUUAACAGGCUACGAUCCCCCGGAUCUGAUUGACAAAACGCUAUACCACUACGUGCACGGAUGCGACAUUCUGCAAUUGCGACACGCUCAUCACGUUCUGUUACGCAAAGGUCAGGUGACAACGAGGUACUACAGGUUUCUGACAAAAAGUGGAGGGUGGGUAUGGAUGCAGUCAUACGUGACAAUUGUGCACAAUUCGCGAAGUUCGCGUCCGCAUUGCAUCGUGUCUGUGAAUUACGUGUUGACGGGCACCGAAAGCACCGGCCUAAUCAUGAGCUGCGACCAGAAGUCGUCCUGCUCGAGCCCGGGAAAUCCGCCGAGUGCCCCCGUGUCGACACCCGUCACGAUUGGCGCUAGUGACCUGGACAAUCACAGCCCGAGCCCGCCUUCUUAUCGCAGCCGGACCAAGGAGCCACCCGACACCGAAUACGCCGACAGUUCCGGCUAUCCGAACUCGGAGUACAUGGUGGGCUCGACCAAUCACAACCAUUACCUGUCGUCGUCGCCGUAUGCGUCGCACAGCAUCAACGGCGCGACCCACGAGGACAGCGCUUACUAUCCGGAUUUGUUUUACUCGUACAGUGACCUCCACCAAGACCCCGUGAACACCCUGCAGCAUCAACAAGACGCGCAUCAUCAUCAGCUCCUCCAUCACGCCACGUCUCUGACUAUUCAGCAGCACAGCCCGCAGAACAACCAGCAGAAACGGCAGCAUCCCCAGCACCUUCUGCACCAGGGCGCGACUUCUUUGACGUCUCUCGAGCAGCAGCAGCAGCAGCAACAACACAGUCCCCAGAGCGGCCAACAGAAGCGACCUUACUCGACGUCCUCGAGCUCCUGCGGUAGCGCCGACGGUCCAGAAGUGCACUUGACGAAUUCCCUGAGCCUUCUACCGUCGAGAUACCACUCGUCUCAUCAUCAUCACCAUAUCCCGCCGGAUUCGACGUCGUCGGCGACGUUGGAUGAGGCUGGCGGCGUAAUCAUGUACCCGAACUGCGGUUUUAACAACAACGACAGCUACAACGCCGCGGUGCUUCAGCACCACGACGGCUAUCAACAGGGUCAUCCUCAGGCUCACCACAGCAACGGAACGGUGAAGCACUCUCAUCAUCAUCUGGAAGCCUCGUCAGCUGGCUAUACAAGCGUCAUCGUCGAUUCUCAACAGUACAGUCCCAGCACCGUAUCUCAGGAGCUGCACGCACAUCAGACGGUGCCGGUGAGCAGCGGCACACCGCCGCUACAUCAUCAGUCUCAUUACGAAACGCAUCAUCAAUUUGUUCACUGACAUCAAUUCGAGGUGCCCUGCGCGUAGCACUUCGACGCCGCUUGCGACGACGAUGCGUGCGGGCAUCAUCAUCGUCAUCAUCAUCAUCAUCAUCAUCACCAUCACCAUCACCAACAGCAACGCCAUUGCGUAACGUCAGAGUGUGGUGAAGAACAGUACGCUGGACAUCAAACGAACAAUGAAUCUUACAAUUCUAUUGGGUCUCACGUUACUUACAUCACACCUUACAAAAGACUCUGGAAAAUGGAGGAACGAAGUACUUUAAGAGGUAAUUCGUAAUUACUACCAGAAAGUCAGUGCCAUAAAGUUACAAUACUAAAGUUAUAAACUAUCAAAUGUUACGACUGUAAAAGGUCCUUGACUUUACAUUGGACUUCUUCCAACGCGUAUGCCAAGUUAAAUAUGUUACCAUCUAUAUAUUUUUAUUUGCAUGCAAAAAUUCUGUGGAAAUAACUUUCGCAUGAAUUUCGAUAAAAAGAUAAUAAAUUUUAUUUAAAGAUAUUUUUUGUGUAAUAGAUGAUUUCACGUAAAGAAAAGGAUUGCGGCAGAUCGACGUACCAUUUGUGAAAUAAGCUUUGAGAACCAUGUAAUCUUGAGCCUAAUUUUGACACACUGGUCAUAAUUCUAGAUUUUUACUCACAUUAUUACGUUAACCAUAAAAGAAUGAUUAUACAAUGAAUAAUCCGAUGAUAGACACAGCAAUGUGGCAGCGGUGGUCAAAGAACUUUGAUUCCAACAUUCUCUAGCGUAAUAAAUACUUUAAUAAAUGCUAUUGAAAUAAAAAUACGAUGAUAAUCCAUACACAAUAUCUACUGUUAUUGUUUUUUUCAGAUUCAUUUUUUAAUUUUAAUGUCAUCUUUAAACCUAAAAACUUAAAGGAAUUAAUUUCAAUUGUAUUGUAACGUCAUCGCGAUAUAACCCAGACAGCACACAACGUUUUAAAAACGUAUUAAAAAUGUACGUAAUGGAUGUUCCAUACAUAUUUAAAACAUCCAAAUCCGAUCCUUAAACAUCUUUAGAACAUUUUAAAAACACCCCGUGAUACUUUUCUGGACAUCUGAAAAAUGUUUAUUUUAAGUACUAAACGGAUGAAAAUUAGAUCUAUUUCGACCAUUUAAAUAAAUAUUUUUGAAAAUUGUCACGUGUAGGUAGAUUAUUUGUUUUUAAUACAAAUCGAAGUUAAUUUGUUAGCAAUUUAUUAAUUAUACAAAAUAUACUAAUAAAUUAAUAGAGUUAUUCUGUAACUUUUAAUGAUCUUAAAGUUCUGUAUUGUCAUUGCACAAAUAUUAAUUUGUUAUUAUAUUAUGUGCAGUUAAUAAAUUGCUAAGAAAUUAACUUCAAGUUGCAUUAAAAACGUAUAUUCCACCUACAUCUUUAAAAAAAUUAUUUUAAUGAUAGAAAUAGAUCCAAUUUUAGACUGUUUAGUUCUUAAAUAUACAACACAUAUUUUAAAAGCAAUUUCUGAUUGUUAACAGAUCGUAUUAAUAAAACAAACGAUUAAAAAAAUUCAACAUUGUUGUGACGUUUCAACUACAAAAAUGUGCAAUAAAAAUUAGGCAUCUUAUUGAAAUAAUUUCAGAUGAUUUUAAUACAAUCUUUAUAUUAUUAUUCAAGAUUAAGAGGCGCAUUUAUUCUUUUUGUUUAUUCUUUAUCUCGCUUUAUCGGGACAACGGAAAGAUGAUACAGCUAAAGUCCAUAAGCUCAUGAGGAUUUUGGAUCUAAUCUAGGCCAAUUUUUAAGAAAAUGUAUUUCUCAUACAUGUUAUCAUUUCUAUUACAUGUUUAAAAAAUUGACAAUUAUUUCACAAGAAUUUUUUUAGGCGAGAAUUUUUUUUAAUGUAUAUAAAAUGGAAAUUUUUUAAUAUGAAUAUAUUUUGAACGUCCAAUAAUGUAUGUUCUUAAAAAUCAUUUGUAUUACAUCCAUUAACAUUUAGAUAAAAUCAAGACAAAUCGAACAUCCAUUGGAUGUCUGGGAAACAAUGCGAUUCCAAUAUCGAGCAUUUAAAUGCGCAUGUGUUAGCCAAGCGCGAGGAAAAAAUAAAGAUUACGAGAUUGAUAAUUUGAAGAGAAUCCACCAAUCCCUUAUAUGUAUUAUACUUUGUGUCACAUAUCUCGAGAUGAGACAAUAAUAAUUCGCGAUAUUGUAAUUCAGCUCCAUUUAAGUACUUCAUAAAAGUAAUCGGAGAUUGCGAGCAUCGCGUAGGAAAGAGUUAAGAAUAUUUUAUACGCGCUGGACGCGAAUUUCCUGGAGACUUCACGAAGAAUAAUUCAACAAAAAAAGAAAAAAUACCGGAUGUGAAAUAUUAAUUAAUAUUAGAACGUUUAAAUUCAUAAAUAAUUGAAGACAAGAGAAGAAGUAUAUGUAUAUUGAUUUUCACAACUUAAGACUCCGAGAAAUCAGAUAUAAGAAUUCUGUAUAAAAUUUAUUUAUGAAAUAAUUCAAAAUAAAUUUAUAUAUACAGUAGUGGCAGACAAAAUAGGUACACUUGCUCUUGUCAUUGCUUUUUAAUUGUCAAAAAUUUUUAUUUGUAAAAUUUUUAAUUGUAAGAAAUUUUUUUUAUAUAUAAAUACACUUUUAACAUGCCGUUGUCGAAGUAAAAAGUAUUUUAUUUAAGCGUGCGUUUACAAAUUAAAAAAUCAAUGACAAGAUCUAGUGUGGCUAUUUUUUCUACUACCGCUGUAUAUACAAUACAUAUAUAUAUAUCUUAUGUUCCACAAAAUUCGUACAGUAAAAUGCACAAUGCGAUUCUCUAAAUCAGAAGAAACUUUAUCUUCAAAUAAAAUUGUAUUAAAAUUUUAAAAUAAAUCCGUAACUUUUGCCAAAGGAAAAAGUUACUUCUACUACGUAGGGAAUCGCAACGUACAUUCCACACACGCGAAUUCUGGGACGCUUUGUAAUUAUUAAAAUAAUUGCACAUUAAAUGUAAAAUCCGAAGUAAAUUUUUUUCCAUGGAAUUCAGAUGAGUUACAUUAUCAAAAUCGGCUUGACAAAUGGAAACAAGAUACAUAGCAAAAUCAAAUGGUUUUAGUUAUUCUAGUUGUAAUUUUUCGCGUUACAUAUUUAUAUGCAUGCAGUUGUGUGUGUGCAAAAAAUUUUACUUUUUUUCUUAAAUAAAAAUUAAAAAAUUAUUGAAACGUAUAUAUAAAUAUCUUAUAAAUUUCAAAUUAAGAUUCUUAACUAAUAAUUAACCCCUAAGUAGUCGCGCUGGCGCAUAGAAUAAAACUGUAAAAAUAACUCGUGAGAUCUGAGCACUCGUCCUCCACCUUAGUGAAUUUUUUUAUUCAAAAGCAGGGUUCACAAUUUGUCCAACGUCCACGACGAUCCGCUAUCCAAUAGGAGGAAUUUUUGCAUAGCAACAUUUUUGUCUCCAGAAAAUGUAUUCUUUUAUUGGAUAUUGGACGUCAUACCUCAGAUUUCGAAUACAGCAUGAAUACUGCACAAUAGUGGUUUUCUUUUGCUCGUAACGGUGGACGAUCUCAUGCCGGCAAAGCAACCAGACCUGUUCGUCAAGUCUUUAGAGGUGAUUGGUUAGAUCCACAGGUAAGAACCAAUCACGUUAAAUUGCUCGGCGGACAGGUUUUUACCUGCUUUACUAGUCUGAAAUUCGUCUAGAAUUUCUGUAUUACCUUCUCAUAACAGCGACAUUAAUACAUUCCUUUUUAAGCUCUCACGAUUGGCGCAUUCUAUGUGCCGUGCAAAUUAUACAAGUGUUUUUUCUUGCUUUAUAUUUUUGUAUUGUGUUUAUUACAUUAUGCUACAGAUAAUUGGUUUUAUAAACAAAUUUAAUAUAUUUUUGUAAGGUGCAUUAAUAAUUAAAAUAAUUGAAUCGUAAAAUUGCAUAGAUUUAUCAUAUAAGACACUUUCUAAAAUUGUUUUCUAAUAUAUAUAUAUAUAACAUUAUUGAAAUAUAAUUUUAACACUUUUAAAAAGCUCUUUGAUAGCUUAUAAAUAUAUAAAUAUAAAUAUUUACUAUUAUUCAAUAAUCUUUUUAUUUUCUAGAUUUUAUUUAAAAAGAUUUAUGUUUAUACAUAAUGUUGUUGUGUAAGUUUUAUUUAGUUUUAAUACUUAAUAAUCUUGUCAAUAUGUAAUAAUACAAUAAAGAAAUUAUUCUAUACACCCAGGACAAAAAUUCUUAUUCUGACCGCAUAUAUGUGACAACAACACUUAUAUAGAAGAUUAUAAAGCUUCAUAUGUAUUUUUAUAUCAUGAUUCAUUAUUUAAAAUUUAACUCUAAAACUGUUUAAAAAAAAUGGCCAAAAUCAAAUUGUUGUAUUAUUACAGGACAAAAAAAUAUUUAUAUAUAUGUAUAUAUAUAAUAUUUGAACGUAAUCUAUAAUGAGGACAUCUUUUAGAUUAAAUUUUUUUUUAAAUAUACUUUUUUAAAAAAGAAUAAAGCGUUGAAUAAUUUUUAAAAACAUGAAAUUUUGACAACACAAAGAGUUAGAGUAACUAAAACUAUUUGUUUUUAUCUUUAUCCAUAUCUCAAGCCGUUUAGCAAUAAUACAAUCCGUGAAAAUUCUGUGGAACAUUUUGUAAAUAAAUUUUGUAUAAUUUUAUAUUAGUCAUUUUCAACCCUUUAAAUUUUUAAAUUGUUUUAAAAGCAUUGAAGAACAAGAUAUUCUAAUAUUAAACAAUAUACUAAUCGGGUUAUUGUUGCUGUACCGUUAAUGCGAGAUAUCUUCUCUCGAAUGUAACACUAUGUAAAUACUGUAGACGUAAUUAUUCUAAUUAAUUAACAUAAUAUGUAUAUAUAGUAGCACUUACAUCGAUCCGUAAAGACUGACCGGUGCUUGUGCCAAUCGACCAAAGAAAUUUGCGAUCUUUUUAUCGAAGAAUUAGUAUUAUAUUUUUAAUCGCUUAUUUAAGUGCAAGUAUCCAGUAUAAGAAAAGUGAAUACUGUAUAUAUCUGAAUGCGUAGCGUAAAACCCUAUGUACUUUGACCAUCGCGAGAUAUUUUAUUACAGAUAGAGAUUAUCAUGUCACAGAUCGUGCUGUGUAUAAACACAUGCAUGUGUAAUCAGCAUCAAAAUAUGAAAACCUGAGACGUAACUUCUUUUUCUAAUAUGUCUCUCAAAACACGAGAAAACAAUGUCUCUCGGUUAUCUUAAUGCCGAUUAUACACGCAUGACGCAUAUCUAAUUAUUUGUAUCAAUGUAAAGAGUGUGAAAUUUCGUAGCGAGAAUCACGGCAAUGCCCGUGUCAAGCAUUGUAAAUAUUGUAAAAGUAUAAUACUACAUACGUACAUACACAAGAAAGUAUAUCAUAUUUUCUUCUGAAAAAA